Cryptosporidium ubiquitum is the source of this 2397-nucleotide messenger RNA. RefSeq names its product protein kinase. The record is from RefSeq and is a predicted model, not a curated record. Gene Ontology annotation, biological process: protein phosphorylation; intracellular signal transduction. Gene Ontology annotation, molecular function: ATP binding; protein serine/threonine kinase activity. The transcript has a single exon. The coding region runs from base 1 to 2397 and encodes 798 amino acids. NCBI's taxonomy places the organism in Eukaryota, Apicomplexa, Conoidasida, Eucoccidiorida, Cryptosporidiidae.
AUGAAAGGAUUUUCGAAAGAAGAGGUACAAAAGCCCUUUACAAAUAGACAAGUUAUUGACAUUAAGUCAAGGAGUGAUAACGGUGGAAGGUUUUACAGGAACAAUGCAGAAAUUGGGUAUGAAAGUGGGAUUUGGUCAAAGUUCGUUGGAUUAAUGAAAAAUUCACUAAAUAUUUCAAUUUUAAACAAAUCUUCGAAUCAGUUAAAUAAAUUAACGGAUAAUAUGAAUUCGAAGAAUCAUUUAAAAGAAAUUAUUAUGAAGAAGAGUAUAGAAAAAUUUACAGAUAAACAAACAAAAGUGGGAGGAGGGUUAAGAGAGCAGAAAGAACUUAAUAUUGGACUCAAAUCAAAAGUGGAAAAGAGUUCAGUUUCUCCAAAGAGUACGAAGAUAUCUCCGAGUUUGUCUCCCCUUGUUUCUUUUCCUUAUUCAACUUCAUCACCUUCCUCAUCCUGUUCACCCUGUUCAUUUUCAUCUCCUUCGAGUUUGAAUGAAAAUAUUGGAAUUUCAUUUGCAGAGCAAAUAUUAAAUUACAAUUCAAAUGAAUAUUCUAAAGUUAUUAGUGGACAAGCACCAGUUACUCCAACUACAUUAGAUGGGAGUUCUACAACUACAUCCCCAGCAUUCACAAACUUGCAUUUUCCAAGCCCUUCUAAUAAUAACGGAUCUACAAAGUAUGAGACUCCAAAUUAUAGAGAAAUUGACUCUUCGGAAAAAUCUGUCUCUUCAAAUUUGAAAGAUGAAUAUUUUUCAAAUAAGAAGAACCACGCAGUGGACUUCUCGGCAGAUGAUAAUCAUUUAAAUUAUAUUAUGGAAAGAAUUAAUCAAGGGGUUUUGACAGAUUUCAAUGACAAAUCUAUAGCAAAAUUAGAUAUUCCUCUAAUCAACCAUUAUAACUCACAUGAUUUAAUUCCAGAAGCAAGCAGUUAUUUUGAUGGAAAUAAUAAAAGGUUAUCUAAUAACAAAGGAAAUUUAUUAGGGAGAGGAUUGACUAGUUUGACAAAACAUUCAUCAUCUGUGUCUUAUUCUCCAUCAUCUUUAAUAUCAGGAAAAAAUGAUAAAGUAUGCUACACAUGGAAAGAAGCAAAACAUCUUAUAAGUAAAUUAAAAAGCUCCAGUAAACUGUACAAAUUUAAUGGAGUCCCAUUUUCUGACUGGGUCCACGAGAAAAUACCAACUUUGGGAGCUUCUCCAACAAGUUGUAGAGUUCAGGAAAUGUUCAAAUCCAGAAUUUACUUUGAAAAAGAUAACAACGAAAUUUAUGUUACUUUAUUUAUAAAAAAAGUUCCAAGAAACAUUUGGUCUAAGCAGUGGGAGAUGCACGAGAUUUGGGAUGGUGAUUAUGUUACUGAUGGGGAAGACUUUGUUAUGGAGGCUGCAGCUCUAGCUUUCUUACAAAAUCAUAGUGUUGGAAUUGCUCCAAAGUUAUAUGCUAUCUUGGAACAUUGUGAAAAAAUUGAUCAUAAAGAAAACAAAAUCUCAUAUAAAAACAUUUCUAAUAAAAGCCCUUGUGAUUAUUUGCUUUCCAAAGAUACUACACAUAUUAUUCUUGUUUCAGAGUACUACGGUGAGGAUUUGUUAGAUUAUUUGGAUAAAUGUGAAAAGAAAAACAGAAAUUUAACAGAUAAAGAAAAAAAAGAUUUACAAUAUAAAUUGGUACUAGCGCUAAAUAAUUUACAUUCAAAGGGAUUAUGUCAUCUUGAUUUCACUCCUGAAAAUAUUUUAAUUGGUUCAAAUGGUAUUAAUAUUUGUGAUUUUGCAAAAUCUACUCCUAUCAUUACAAAGAAUCCCAGACAUACUCAUUACUCAAGAAAAAGUCCAAAGAAUCAUUUAUCUGAAAAUUUUAACUCCAAUAACGCUAGUUUUAACUUUAUUAAUCCUCCUCCCGAAGCUUACUAUGAGUUUGAGAGUUGCGAACCAACUGUAGGCAAAGGAGCCUAUAUGCCUCCAGAAUGUUGGAAAAUCUUUUGGAAAUUAGAAGAAAACAAAAUUCAAUUUCCCCUUGAAGAGUUAAUGGAUGUGGAUACAUAUAAUCAAAGAAAUAAUUAUCCAUAUUUAAGUGAGUUUUCCAAAAUUCAUAAUAAAAGUCCAAUUAAAUGCCAGGAUAGGUCUAUGUUUUAUUUUAAUGCAAGAAUUGCUGAUAUAUAUAUGCUUGGAAUUAUAAUGUUUUGGAUCUGGUCAGAUGGUGGGAUUUGGAAAUAUUCAGACACUAGACAAGAUCACAGGUAUCAAAACUUGGUGUUUUCUGAUAUUAAUUUUGAUGUCUUUCGGGAAUGUAGGAAUUGGAAUAAGCAAUUAAAAUCAUUAUUAAAGAAAAUGUUAGAGCCUGAUCCUAAAAAAAGGAUCACAAUGAGUGAGAUUCUGUCUGACCCAUGGUGGAGGUGCCCUUUAGAUUCAUAA